This is a messenger RNA of Hippocampus comes (tiger tail seahorse), 1906 nucleotides long. RefSeq names its product gastrula zinc finger protein XlCGF57.1-like. Gene Ontology annotation, biological process: regulation of transcription by RNA polymerase II. The transcript is spliced from 2 exons. Bases 296 to 1609 code for a protein of 437 amino acids. Gene Ontology annotation, cellular component: nucleus. NCBI's taxonomy places the organism in Eukaryota, Metazoa, Chordata, Actinopteri, Syngnathiformes, Syngnathidae. Gene Ontology annotation, molecular function: RNA polymerase II cis-regulatory region sequence-specific DNA binding; DNA-binding transcription activator activity, RNA polymerase II-specific. The record is from RefSeq and is a predicted model, not a curated record.
GACAUUUUUGUCCAAGUGGACGUGCCGUACAAGUUCUGUUGGAGAUCCGUAAACGUGGUGAUCCAGGCACUUCAUCAAACAACUCUCUGGAUUAGUCGUGAAGCUACUGAAGCCUCGACGCAGUAUUUUAAUGAAUAUCAUCCAAGAAUUCUCCGUGUCUGGCAUUUUUCGUCUCGUUGCGCGGUGGAGAUUCUCGGGCUAGCUUGUUAGCUUGUUAGCCGCUAACGAAGAGACGCGUUUGACACAUCGCUUACGAUCAAGUGUGAGUGUGAAUUGUUGUUAUUAUCGUGAGAAAAUGUGUGCGACGAUGACUGCAGAGUACGUGGGGGAACUUAAUGGAGCAAAAGAGGACGACGAGCUGCAACGACUGGACGCUCUUUUGAAGAGGCCUCCAGUUCCGAUACACAGAGCGGAUGUCAGUGAAGAAACUCUUUGUCCUGAGCUGCUGGGGCCAGAGCACCUCCACAUCAAAGAGGAAAAAGAGGAUGAAGAAGGCUUCCACCCUGAAGAGGAAGAACAGCCCAAGACAACCGACAUUAAAGAGGAGGACGAGUCUUGGACUUCCCAAAUGGAUUGGGAAGAAGAGCCAGGGCACUCUUUCAUGAAAGAGGAAGACCAAGAGGCUGAUAUCACCCAAUUCCCAUUGACUGUCAUUGUCAAGAGUGAAGAUAAUGAUGAUGCUGUAGAAAGUGAUGGAGAUCACUGUGGAAGAUCCCAAUUAGACUGCCUCUCAGCGCCGCCACAAAAUAGUGAUGACGCAACGUCACACAAUCCUCAGACUGAUGAUGACAAUGAUGAAAAUGAACAUGCUAGAGGUGAUAUGACCUGUCACACUGACAACAAGAGCUGGAAAUGCCCUGAGUGUGGCAAAAGCUAUAUUUCAAAGUAUACUUUGAAAGUACACAUGAGAAUACACAGUGGAGAGAAAAAAUUUGCCUGCACAGUUUGCGGCAGAAGAUUCCAUAUGAAGACCGAUCUAAUAAGGCACAUAAGAACACACACUGGAGAGAAACCUUUUGUCUGCUCAGUUUGUGGCCAAAGAUUCUCUUUCAGCAUAAGUUUAAUCAGGCACAAAAGAACACACACUGGGGAAAAACCGUUUUCUUGCUCCAUGUGCGCUAAAAGAUUCUCUGAAAAGGGACAUUUAAGAACACACACUCGAACACACACUGGAGAGAAACCCUUUGCCUGCCCAGUGUGUGGACAGAGAUUCUCUGUCAAGGCAAGUUUAAUUAACCAUACAAAAAUACACACUGGAGAGAAAUCUUUUGUCUGCUCUGUUUGUGGUCAAAGAUUCUCCACAAAGGAACGUUUAAUUCGACAUAUGGGAGCACACACGGAAGCUAAACCCUUUGCUUGCUCCGUUUGUGGUCAAAGAUUCACUCUGAAGGCAGAUUCUGUAAGGCACAUGAGAAUACACACCGGGGAGAGGCAGUUCUCCUGCUCGGUUUGUGGUAAAAGAUUUGCUCAGAAGGGACAUUUAGGAAGACACGCCAGGACACACACUGGUGAAAAACCAUUCGGUUGCCGUGUUUGUGAUAAAAGAUUCUCUCGUAAAGAUAAUGUGAAGAAACACAAGUGUGCUGGCGAGGCGAGCAGCACUCAAUGAGGAUUUCAAUCUCCGGGCUGAAGAAAUUGGCUUUGUGGUAAGCUGUACAAAUGUACCACUGAGCGACGACUCCUUGGUGAAUUGGCCCUCUUUUCACUCAAGCAGACAAAUGUACUGGUCGUUGUCUAUGAAUCACUCAUUGGCAAAACAUCAGUCUAUCUUCGCUCUCUGUUCACCACGGAUACCACCACCCCUGUUCUCCGUUUUAAACUUCAUACCACCUCACCUCAUUUAUUCUAAUGUUAAGAUAAGAAAUCCUUUGUUAGUCUCGCAAUGGAGAAAUACCCAAUUCACAGC